AUGCCUGGGGAAAGAGGACCACCGGGUGAGCCAGGUAAACCGGGUCCUACAGGUGCGGCGGGAGUUAUUGGCCCCCAAGGACCUGGAGGAGAGCCUGGUCCAGUAGGAGAACCUGGUACUCCCGGUACUCCAGGUAUACCGGGGGAAGCCGGAUUACCAGGAGAAGCGGGCAAAGAAGGAGCGACGGGUCCACCAGGACCCGCAGGUAAACAGGGUCCUCAAGGAGAGACGGGUUUACAAGGAUUUCCAGGCGAAAGGGGACUUACGGGUCAACAGGGUGCUGCUGGCCUAAAAGGCGACAUCGGUCCUAUAGGUCCUCCGGGUCCAACGGGCGAUAAGGGCCAACAAGGAGAAGCGGGAAAAGACGGACCGCCAGGACCAGAAGGAAGAAAAGGGCCUCCUGGUCCAACAGGGCCAGAUGGUGCUAAAGGAGAAAGAGGGGAACGUGGUCCUACUGGUUCAGUAGGAAAAGAUGGUCUCCCCGGGCAGAAAGGACCUCCAGGAGCUCCAGGACCAAUAGGUCCGCCUGGAGAGGAUGGCGAUAAGGGAGACGUAGGGCCUAACGGCGAGAAAGGAUACAAAGGAAGCCAAGGAGAAGCUGGCCCAAUGGGAAGUCCAGGGACACAAGGACUGCGUGGGGAACCAGGAUCAGUUGGACCACCAGGCGAAAAAGGACCGCCUGGACAAAUGGGUAGGCGCGGAGGUAAAGGUGAAGAAGGUCCGAGAGGUUUAGUAGGACCUUCGGGUCCUGCAGGUCCCCAAGGUUUACCAGGACCACCGGGAGUCAAGGGCGAAAUUGGAGAUGCAGGUCAAAAGGGUCCACUAGGUCCAGCUGGUUCACCUGGAGAACCUGGCACAAGAGGGCCAAAAGGCAAUGCAGGUUUACCAGGGGCUACAGGACCUGAAGGUCCUCAAGGUCAAAAAGGAGAUAGUGGAACACCUGGAUUACCGGGACCACAAGGAAUUGGAGGAAAAGAUGGUGAAGUUGGUCCUCCCGGUCCAAAAGGAGACGAAGGAAAAGCUGGUAACGCCGGAACACCUGGUAUCAGAGGACCUCCAGGUCCGGACGGUACCAAAGGGCCUCCAGGUGCUCAAGGAUUUCCUGGACCCCCAGGAAUUGCGGGAGGUCCAGGUUUAAAAGGUGAACCCGGUAAAGAUGGAGAUGACGGAAAGCAAGGAGAACCAGGACCACAGGGAGAACAGGGUUCAUCCGGAGAGCCUGGUCCAAUUGGUCCAGUAGGACGACCAGGUCCAGAAGGACCACCAGGUCAACAAGGAAGCGCAGGCCCCACAGGUGAAAAGGGAGAUAAAGGAGAAAUCGGAGCUCCAGGACUACAAGGACAACCUGGACCACAAGGCGUUCCUGGACCUCAAGGAAUUAUUGGGCUUGUUGGACCAUCCGGAGGAGUGGGUGAUGUCGGCCCGCCCGGUUCACCUGGAAUUCCAGGACCUCAAGGAAAGAUCGGCGAAACAGGACCUAGAGGCGAGAAAGGGGAUAGAGGCCGAAGGGGACCUAAAGGACACAGUGGUACUAUAGGUCCUUCUGGAUUACGAGGUGAAGAAGGCGAACGUGGAGAAAAGGGAGAGAGGGGACCUAGAGGACCUGAUGGACCUAAAGGCGCGAUGGGGCCUGUUGGCCCAGAAGGGCCCAAAGGCAACGAAGGACCCCCGGGACUUCUCGGAAUGGAAGGUCCCCCUGGUCCUAAGGGAACUGAAGGCCCGGCUGGUAUAAAAGGAGAACCUGGACCGUUUGGUCCACCAGGACCACCGGGCGCCCCAGCAGAAAUGCCUUUGUUACCUCCGGAACUGUUAUUCCAGGCUCAAAACGAUAUCACCAAAGGAGUAACAAGAGAUAGAAGAAGUGUCGAAGAUCUAAUAGCUGAUUAUGAAGAGGAAAUAGGUUCCAAAUUUGAUCAAAUGUCGAAGGAAGAUAUGAAUAUGAAGUUUUUAGAAAUGUACAGCACUAUAUACAACAUGCGAAUUGAAUUAGAGACAUUUAGAAAACCGACUGGUUCCAAAGACAAUCCUGCAAUGACCUGUAAAGACCUCUACUAUGGACAUCCCCAUUUAAAAGACGGUUGGUAUUGGAUUGAUCCCAACUUGGGAAUGAAAGACGACACGGUGUAUGUUUAUUGUAACAUGACAGCUGAAGGAGAAACAUGUGUUUAUCCUGAUGUUCACAGUUCAAAUAUGCCCAAUAUACCUUGGAGAAAAGAAGGGAAUCAUAAAAAUUGGUAUUCCAAUUUAAGAGGUGGUUUUAGGAUCACUUACGAAACCGUGGGUACCGUCCAAAUGUCCUUCUUAAAACUCCUGUCGAAAGAAGCUUACCAAAAUUUCACUUACACCUGUAUUAACAGCGUAGCUUGGCAUAAUUCUAUCACAAAUAAAUAUGAUCUGUCCAUCAAGCUAUUAGGAGAUGACGAAUUUGAAUAUUCCCUCGCCAAUCAAAAACCGAUUGUUGUGUCAGAUGGUUGCUCAUCGAGGGACUCGAAAAGUGAGACUGUAUUUGAGGUUAGAACCAGUAAAUUGUCGCAAGUACCUCUCAUUGAUUUUUACCCUGUUGACUACGGAUCGCCAAAUCAGGCUUUUGGAUUUUCGGUCGGACCUGUAUGCUUUAAAUGA
Psylliodes chrysocephalus is the source of this 2622-nucleotide messenger RNA. The record is from the annotation of a GenBank genome assembly. Lineage: Eukaryota; Metazoa; Arthropoda; Insecta; Coleoptera; Chrysomelidae.